CUACAGACAAGUAGUGUCACAUUUGUGGGUGAAGUCAGUUCAUCUUUAGAAAAAAAUGAUAUUUAUAAGAAUUGUAAUGAUCUAAUUCAUGUUGGUAUUUUUAUGAAAGACUGUCUUGAUUUAGCUAUAAACUUGGAUCAUACAUUAGACUUCUAUAUGAUGGAUCUUAUUCAAGGAACAUAUACUAUGAUCCAUAUUGGGAAAAUUUUAGUUCCAGCUUUAGUGAAAAAUAUAUUGUCUUUUAUUAAUGAAUUAGAAGUGCUUUUAGAAGUACAAGAGAUUUUUUACGAAUCUUUUAAUACUUUCUAUACUAAGGUCUGUAAUCCAAGUCUAUCAUCAACAAAAGCAAGUUUUAAACAUGAUGCCAAAAUUUAA
Messenger RNA from Dentiscutata erythropus, 375 nucleotides. NCBI's taxonomy places the organism in Eukaryota, Fungi, Glomeromycota, Glomeromycetes, Diversisporales, Gigasporaceae. The record is from the annotation of a GenBank genome assembly.